Molecule: messenger RNA, 1196 nt
Organism: Kockovaella imperatae
Lineage: Eukaryota; Fungi; Basidiomycota; Tremellomycetes; Tremellales; Cuniculitremaceae
Exons: 3
Coding region: 55-1071 (338 amino acids)
Source: RefSeq, a predicted model, not a curated record
AUCAGAUCGCUCGCCGUUGCAGCUAGCUAACUCACUUCACUCACUCACUGACUGAUGGACGAAGAUGCACUGCUCAGACGGUUCAACGCGUUAAGAGCACCGAGUCAUGUUCUCUUGGACAUCGAGGGCACAGGUGGGGAACGUUCAGCUGGGGAACAUGACGCGGAGACCAUAGCUGCUGCAGCUGCGGCGGCUGAAAGGGAAGACCGAUGGCUUGAGGAUAUAGCAGACGGGAAGCCGGCCAUCGCUCAGAAGAGGGGAGGUGAUCUUCCCUCAUCCUUAUUGUCUGGAUCUGAGGACGAUCAUAGAGAACUGGAGCGGCGUGUGAGGGCUUUAACGGGGCGUCGUCGUCAGAGCAGCGACCACAUGUCUGAUCAUGCAGAUGAAGAGGUCGAAGCGUACCUUGCGAAUCUCGCUUCAACAGAUCCACCAGAAGGGGACUUUAGCGAUCCAUUAGCUGAUCGAGGAUCCUCAUCUGCAACGAAAUCUGUACUGGCCAGAGAUGCCCGACGGGCACUGGACGCUGCGUCGGCCGUUCUGCCACGGGACGGUCAAGCGGGUGAGGAGGAGGUUGCGAACGACGACGGAGAGACGGAGGAAGAGAUCUUGGCCAGGGCUUUGGCGGAAGCAGCCCUUGAAAAGGACCAAUUGCCAUCGGACGACCCACACGAGACUAUAUCCAACACCUCAUUCGCAUUCCCCUCCCUUCCCAGUCAUAUCCCUGUAGAUGAAGAUCCGGAGCCAGGACCCGAAGUGAACAUCGACGACGAUACACGCAAGCGUAUGGAUUUGCUCCUCGGACUCUCUGGACCGGCACAGAAACCUGGUCAAGCGAGUCUACCAGCCGUCCCGAAACGUGCACCUGGGCAAGGUUGGAAUCUGCCGGGGUACAAUGAUGCUAGGGAUGACGAUCUCGAAAGCUGGUGCUGUAUAUGUAACAAAGACGCGGAACUCGUCUGUUUGGGCUGCGACAGUGAUCUCUAUUGUGCGGCGUGCUGGACCGAUGGGCACGCGUUUGAGAAGCACAGGACGAAAAAGUUCACCUGGAACCGCAAGGCAAUGGGCGUGUAGGGUGACAGUUGUUUUCAAAAGAACAUCAGACGAGUGGGAAUCAGUACAGCAUGCUCAUCGUAUACCAUCCGUCGUUGUAAAAUAGUGUCAUUCAUCCCACAAAUGUCUCCAGCUGUAAAUGGUCA